AUGGCCAAAGACUUCCUCAAUAGUAUGCAAGAGAAGAAAACAAACCUGCAACCAAGCAAAGCCAAAUUAAAACUAUAUGAUGACAUGAUCACGAUACCAUUAAGAAAAUAUGAUGCUGAGAAAAUUGCUAAUUCUGUCCAGAAGAAUGCUGCCAGUACAAAGUCUGAGGCAGACAAGACUUUCUCUGAUGCGACAGAGCUAGACAAAGAAGUGGAUGACAUGCUGAAACAGCUGCAAGAUGCAGAGAAGGAGCUGAAGAGGAAGCAGGAGGAUGCUGAUCAGGAUAUGAUGAUGGCAGGCAUGGCUUCACAGGCUGCCCAAGAGGCAGAAGACAAUGCGAGAAAAGCUAAGAACUCUGUUAACAGCUUGCUCACCAUCAUUAAUGACCUUCUGGGACAGUUAGGGCAACUGGACCCAGUGGACUUGAACAAACUGAAUGAGAUCGAGGGUACCUUGAACACAGCCAAAGAUCAGAUGAAAGAUAGUGACCUGGACCGGAAAGUGAGCAGUUGUGAUGCAUGUUGGGAAAUGCAGGCCAAGCAGCAAGAAGAGACAAUGAAAAUGCACAGCAUCUCCAACAGAUCUUGCAGCAAAGUAGAAAUGGUUCUUUCUGCAGAAAACCACACAAAACUACUUCAUUAUUGCAGACCAUUAUUCAUACUUCUAGGAACUAAAUGA
Messenger RNA from Chrysemys picta bellii (western painted turtle), 678 nucleotides. Lineage: Eukaryota; Metazoa; Chordata; Testudines; Emydidae. The record is from RefSeq and is a predicted model, not a curated record.